AUGGAGCUUUUUGCCAACGUCUACAUCCAGAUCUGCACUCUCAAUCCAAAAGUCGCCCUGCAUUCCAUGCUUAUGGCAUUAAAGCUUGGCCCUUUCAUUGAUAGCCUCUACCGACGACCUCCCACAAAUAUGGACGAACUCCGUGCCCGAGCCGCGGGGUAUAUCCAGAUGGAAGAACACGCUGAAUUCUGCAAGCAAGCUAAGGUCAGAAAGUAUGACUUAUACACCCCGCUGAAUGGACCUCGGGUGCAUAUUCUGGAAGAAGCUAGUAACAAUGACCUGAUCACCUUACCACCACCAAGGCAUAGCCCCAACCAUGCUGACAAAGCAAAGCACUGCUACUACCACAAGAACUACGACCACACCACUAAAGAGUGUCGAAUGAUGAGAGACCAAAUCGAAGAACUCGUCCAAGGAGGACACCUCGGACAAUUCGUCCAGAGAUCACAAUCUCACAAGGGUGGCCACCACGACCUUGGUAGAGGACGUGGACGCGGCCGCGGCUCAACCUUCUGUACAGACCAGUCAUUAGGAUCCCGCCAGAACAUGGGCAACACCGAACAACCCGAAGCGGAACAAGAGAGUGGGCAAGCCCCUUUGCGGGGCGUCAUAAACAUAAUAGUUGGAAGAUUUGCCAAAGAGGGACAGGUAGCUCUACCUGAAAGCGACACCUACGCAGCAUCAACAACGUCCACGUUGAUGCCUCAUGACCACCACUCUCCUCACCACCUAUAA
Cajanus cajan (pigeon pea) is the source of this 735-nucleotide messenger RNA. The record is from RefSeq and is a predicted model, not a curated record. NCBI's taxonomy places the organism in Eukaryota, Viridiplantae, Streptophyta, Magnoliopsida, Fabales, Fabaceae.